This is a messenger RNA of Bombyx mandarina (wild silkworm), 681 nucleotides long. RefSeq lists its product as uncharacterized. The record is from RefSeq and is a predicted model, not a curated record. Lineage: Eukaryota; Metazoa; Arthropoda; Insecta; Lepidoptera; Bombycidae.
AUGCCUCUUGUUGAUAUUACGAAUCCAGAUGUAAUAAAAUUUUUAAUCGAGAACUAUGACAAAACAGCGCUUUUGCGAAUGAAAUGGAAUCGUAUACAUUCCAAUAAACUGAAAAAAGCCGCUACCCUCAAUCGAGAGCCAAAAGGUUAUUUUGAAUCAGACGUUUUAGAAAAUGUAAUGAUAGGAGGGAUGGCAACCAUAACAAGAGAUCACGAGGUAGCUGGAUACAAUAGAAGACGUAAGCCUAUACGUGAUGUAAAAGAGAUACCAGGAAUAUCCUUUAUGAAAAAAGGCAAUUCUAUAGUAGAUGUCGGCCUGGGCGAUCCUGCUGAAGAUCCACGACUGAAGCGAUCAGAUACAGAUCUUUCGGCUGAUCCUAUAAUGAGACCGGUUCCUCCAGAACAAAAGGCUAUAAUUUACAAGGAUAUACCGAAUUUCGGAAGAAAGGUAUAUCUGUCGAAGAGAAGCAAAAUAGCUCCAGAAGCCAAAUACUACUUUAAUGAAUGUAGCGGAUGGGUAUAUGGAUGGAGAUUGGAAGACAGUUUCUUUAGAAGAAACCCGCAUAGGUGCGGCCGUGUUUGGCGUUUAACCAGAGAUGUGAAAAGUCGUACUGGACCUCAUCCAGAUCCGGACCAUUACAAAGAUUCAGACCCUCCAGGACCUACAAAAUGUUUGAAUUGA